Messenger RNA from Penicillium vulpinum, 714 nucleotides. RefSeq names its product ankyrin repeat domain-containing protein. Gene Ontology annotation, molecular function: protein binding. The record is from RefSeq and is a predicted model, not a curated record. NCBI's taxonomy places the organism in Eukaryota, Fungi, Ascomycota, Eurotiomycetes, Eurotiales, Aspergillaceae. The transcript is spliced from 2 exons. The coding region runs from base 1 to 714 and encodes 237 amino acids.
AUGAGUUCGCCAUCCUACCACGUUAUUAAACCGACUGAGGAGUCCCUACAUGUCAUCCAAACCGUCGAAUUUUGGGACAGUCUUGAAGGAAUAGAGAAGGCAAUCAAGGAAUCCAGCGUUGAGCUCUAUGAAGACAUUGCAAAAGACACCGACAUCCCUAAUGCCUUCCCUAUCAAGAGCAAAUUUCAGAAGUCUUAUGGCAGCGUCGAUGAUGUGCUCAAAACUAUUGACAACCCAACCCAACAGUACUCAAAUUUCUUCAUCCUCUAUGGAUAUUCGGCUUCUUUCAGAAGAGGGUGCGAGGUAGACUGCACCCCAUUGUCCUACGCUGUUCGAAAUGCACGUAUCAAUGUUAUUGAAAUGCUACUGAACCGUGGAGGGGAUGUGCAGAAAGGACAGCUUCUUCAGUAUGCCGUUUGUCGAGAUGAGGAACUUGAGGAUGUUAUAUCGCUGCUUAUCGAUAGAGGUGCCCCUUUAAACGCCACAAUGUAUCAGGAUGGCCCGACUUGGAUGCGAUUUUAUCCUAUGAGCCUAGGGACUGCGUUGCAUAUAGCAACAGAGCAGGAAGAUUCGAAUGCGAUCCGUCUUCUGAUCCGUCGUGGAGCAGACACUGGUGUGAAGGACGCAAAUGGCGACACCGCGCUAGACUGCGCACAGAAAUGGAAUAAAACAGAAAUGGUGAAGCUUUUGGGAGACUUGGAAGACCGUUUGUAA